This is a messenger RNA of Helianthus annuus (common sunflower), 706 nucleotides long. RefSeq names its product 54S ribosomal protein L37, mitochondrial-like. Gene Ontology annotation, molecular function: structural constituent of ribosome. Bases 137 to 523 code for a protein of 128 amino acids. NCBI's taxonomy places the organism in Eukaryota, Viridiplantae, Streptophyta, Magnoliopsida, Asterales, Asteraceae. Gene Ontology annotation, cellular component: mitochondrial large ribosomal subunit. The record is from RefSeq and is a predicted model, not a curated record. The transcript has 2 exons.
AUGGGCCAUUAUCUUUUUUACCCUAACAACAACUCAUCUACGAUCUCAUCUUUUCUACUCUACUCUACCAGUACGCUCUCAACCUAUUAACAAUCAAUCUAUUCUACACUUGUUUAUCAAUUGAAAGGAAGGUGAUAUGGCAAUGAACUGCAUCAAGUCAUUGAGAAAUCUCCCUGUUACCGGUGGAUUAGGAUCUUCUAGAACAUUUGCUGCUGGGGCUAAAGCCAAGAAAGGCAAGGGUGGGGCCGCUGCUGAUGCUCCAAAACAGUCAACUUUAAGCAAAGAAGUCAAAUCCACAACUGUUGUCGGGGCAAACAUACUUAAAGAUGGAACCGACCCUAAAAUACUACCCGACUCUGAAUACCCGGAUUGGCUAUGGCACCUUCUGGACAAGAAACCGGCUUUGAGUGAGCUUAGAAGGAAAAAUAUAGAAACUCUCCCUUAUGAAGACCUAAAGCGGUUUGUGAAGCUCGAUAAUCGGGCAAGAAUCAAAGAAAACAACACUACCAAGGCCAAGAACUGAUUCAAGUUUAGAAUCAUCAAGAAUUUUAGGUAUGUAACAGAUGGUUAUUGCUUAUCAUACUAUAAAGUUGGCAUUUUUGUUCUGAAGUUCAUGCGUCAUUCAUCCUCUUUGGUUGGUUCAUGCGAAUACAUUUUAAUAAUUUGAAACUGGACAUUUGUUUUCUUAUUUGAGCAAUUAUCAUGU